Messenger RNA from Panicum hallii, 1119 nucleotides. Its product is annotated as transcription repressor OFP13-like. Lineage: Eukaryota; Viridiplantae; Streptophyta; Magnoliopsida; Poales; Poaceae. The record is from RefSeq and is a predicted model, not a curated record. Bases 107 to 889 code for a protein of 260 amino acids. The transcript has a single exon. Gene Ontology annotation, biological process: negative regulation of DNA-templated transcription.
CAACCGAAUAAACCCCGGCCCUCUGUUUGAAUCUAGCCCGUUCCCCGUCGUCCCCCUACUCGCACCGCUGCUGCACACAUCGCUGUUCAUAACAAAUCCGACACCAAUGGUGAAGGGGUUACCCUUCAGCUCCCUGUUCUACACCACUAACUCGGCCCAGGACACGCCGCCGCCGUCACCACCAGCAGCCGCCCCACCGGCAUGGAUGUGGCCCUCUUGCAAGCACCCAAGAACCCAGUCCUUCCGGACCCCGUCCGCCGCCGCCAAGACCAUCGCGUCCCUCUUCCUUGACUCCGGCGAGUCGUCCUUCGCCAACUCCUCCGCGCGCACGACGCACCGUGUCGACUGCGCGUCCGACGACAGCCCGUCCACCGAGUCCGAGGCCUCCGCGGCCGACGACAUGGCCGACGCCAUCGUCCGCGGCCUCCGCUCCGACGACCGCCUCCUCUUCGAGCCGCAGGCGCCCUCCAGCUCCAUCCUCGAGAGGAAGCCUCCCGAGCCCGCCGCGCAUCGGGCCACCGCCGCCGCCGGCCAGGCGGCCGAGGACGCGCCGUCGUCCUCCUCGUCCUUCGGCGACAGCAUGGCCGUGGCGUUCGACUCCGCCGACCCGUACCGCGACUUCCGGGCGUCCAUGGAGGAGAUGGUGUCCGCGCACGGCGUGGGCGACUGGGAGUGGCUGGAGCGGAUGCUGGCGUGGUACCUCGGCGCCAACGGCAGGGACACCCACCCCACCAUCGUUACCGCGUUCGUCGACCUCGUUGCCUCCAUGGCGGCCUCCGCCUCCGCCUGCGCCAGCAGCUCCUCCCGCGUCUCUUCCUUCACUCUCGCCGGUACCGAGCCGGGGGAGAGCAGCAGCGCCGGCGGCCAUUUCUCCUUCCGCCUGAGGUAAAUCGGACCAGCUGCCUCAUCAUCGCAGCAGUUUCGUCAUCAUGCAUGUACUCUUGUGCCAGCGAACGUGUGUGUCUGAAUACGUGCGUUAAUUUUUUUUCUUUUGUGUGUGUGUGUGUCAACUGUAGUACGUAGUACUGUAGACCUAGCUGAUCCAGAUUGAUGAAGUUAACUGUCGUAAUAGCCCAUGAUUAAGUCAUGGACUCAUGGGUCAUGUCGAAACUAGCUUGG